Molecule: messenger RNA, 982 nt
Organism: Pistacia vera
Lineage: Eukaryota; Viridiplantae; Streptophyta; Magnoliopsida; Sapindales; Anacardiaceae
Product: 17.1 kDa class II heat shock protein-like
Exons: 1
Coding region: 183-665 (160 amino acids)
Biological process (GO): response to heat; response to salt stress; protein folding
Source: RefSeq, a predicted model, not a curated record
ACAGAGCAUCAUUAUCCACUAUGACUUUCUUCAAGAAUCAGGAAUUCUCGCGAUUUCACUAAUCUUCUCCAUUUAAGCCCUAUAAAAGCCUCUCAAACCCAGCUACAUUCAUCGUAGCGAUCUAAACAAACGAAUUUUGAAAACCGCAUAUUCAAAACUCUUAUUUCUAAAUCUCCAAAAACAUGGAUACGAGGAGCCUAGGUUUCAACUCUCCCUUCUUCUCACUCCUUGAAGACCUGCUAGAUUUGCCUGAAGAUCAGCCUGAAAAGUCGAGAAACAACCCAUCUCGAGCCUACGUUCGCGAUGCAAAGGCCAUGGCAGCAACACCAGCAGAUGUGGUAGAGUAUCCAAACUCCUAUGUAUUCGUUGUUGACAUGCCGGGUAUCAAGGCAAAUGAAAUCAAGGUGCAGGUGGAGGGCGAAAACGUGCUCGUGGUAAGUGGAGAAAGAAAGCGUGACAAAGAGAAAGAUAACAAAGAAGGUGUAAAAUAUGUGAGGAUGGAGAGGAGGGUUGGCAAAUUUAUGAGGAAGUUUGCGCUGCCUGAGAAUGCUAAUAUGGAUGCGAUAUCCGCGGUGGCUCAGGACGGCGUUUUGACUAUUACUGUGGAGAAAUUGCCACCUCCAGAACCAAAGAAACCGAAGACCAUUGAGGUUCAAGUUGCGUGAGAAAUCGGCUAGCUGGGGUUGUGUUUUGAUACGAGUGUUUGAAAAUUGAUCAUGUUGAAACAUGUUGGCUUAUGACAUUGGGUGGCGUUGUGUUAUGUGUAAGUCUGUUGUGUGUUCAGGUUGAGUUUUCUGUGAAACACUAGUGUUUUAUGUUCAUGAAUAACUCCUUUUGUGCUUUUUCUUUAAUUACCCCGUCCAUACUUUCAAUCAAUGUUCUGAAAAUCGGACCGGACAAUGACCCGUUAAAGGGUCCGAUUUUCAGUUUGACCGGUUUGACCGGUUGGAUCGGUCGGUUGGACCGUAAUUUAUAAAAUUAC